AUGUCUGUACGUUCCGGUCUCAAGAAAGUUCUGCAAAAGUCUCCAAACGAUAUUGUUAUCCUCACGGCUCUUAGAACACCAAUCGGUCGGGCUUACAAAGGUGCUUUGAAAGAUACAUAUCCAGAGGAAUUAUUAGCGCAUGUAUUAUCAGCUACUAAAUCUCGACUUGAGAACGAAUUCAAAUUGGAUUUCAAAACUGACUUAGAAUCCAAUCAAAAACCUCUUAUCGAAGAUAUUGCGGUGGGUACGGUCUUGAUGGAACUUGGUGGAGCUAAAAGUGGUCGAUUGGCGGCUUUACAUGCUGGAUUUCCUUAUCAGACCACCUUCAAAACCGUCAAUCGCCAGUGUUCUUCAUCCUUACAGGCCAUCACUGAUAUUGCUGGAUCCAUCGCAACGGGCGCCAUCAGCUGUGGAAUUGCAGCUGGUACAGAAUCAAUGACUAAAAACUAUGGAACUCGAGCUAUUCCUGCAGACUUAUCACCACGUCUACGUGAAUCACCUAUCAAAGAAGCAAGAGACUGUAUCAUGCCCAUGGGUCUUACUAGUGAAGCUGUGGCAUCUACUUAUAAUAUUACAAGAGACAGACAAGAUGCAUUUGCUCUAGCUAGUCAUUCUAAAGCUCAAAAAGCACUCGAAGAAGGUCGAUUCAAAGACGAAAUCGUACCAAUCGAAGUCGAUUUUUAUCCCCUCGAUAAAGAAUCGGCUCAACCAUCCAAAGAAUCUAUCAAAAAGUUUAUCAAAGAUGAUGAAGGGAUCCGAUCAACUCUUACACUUGACAAACUUACAAGUCUUAAACCUGCUUUUAAAUCAGAUGGCACCAGUACAGCUGGAAACUCUUCACAGAUUAGUGAUGGUGCUUCUGCAAUCACUUUAAUGCGACGAGAACAAGCUGAAGGACUUGGACUAAAGCCUUUAGGCAGAUUCGUCGGUAGUUCUGUCGUUGGCGUACCUCCUAAUAUCAUGGGUGUUGGACCAGCUUUUUCAACUCCAGUGUUGUUGAAUCGAUUUGGAUUGAGUGUGAAGGAUAUCGAUAUUUUUGAAUUAAAUGAGGCUUUUGCUUCUCAGGCUUUAAUGACAAUCGAUCAUCUUCAACUAGAUGAGAAAAAGGUGAACCCAAAAGGAGGUGCAAUUGCCAUUGGACAUCCAUUGGGUGCCACUGGUGGUAGGUUGGUAGCCUCAUUGAUUCAUGAACUUCGAAGAACAAACAAAGAGAUUGGAGUGGUCACACUUUGUUGUGGAACUGGAUUUGGAAAAUCUUCAUUAUUUGUGGCUGAAUGA
Messenger RNA from Melampsora larici-populina 98AG31, 1278 nucleotides. RefSeq lists its product as uncharacterized. Bases 1 to 1278 code for a protein of 425 amino acids. Gene Ontology annotation, molecular function: acetyl-CoA C-acyltransferase activity. Gene Ontology annotation, cellular component: peroxisome. Gene Ontology annotation, biological process: phenylacetate catabolic process; fatty acid beta-oxidation. The record is from RefSeq and is a predicted model, not a curated record. The transcript has 4 exons. NCBI's taxonomy places the organism in Eukaryota, Fungi, Basidiomycota, Pucciniomycetes, Pucciniales, Melampsoraceae.